UCCGCGCACCGCUCCGCGCACCACCCCUCCGUGGGCGGCGGGGCUUCCUGCCUCCCCCAUCCCCACGCGGCCCUCCCGGAAGUGGGGGCGGGCCCCACCUCGGCCGCACAGACCCCGCCCUUCUGGCCGGGGGACCCCCGCUUCACCUCUCGGAGCCUAGGUUUCUGCAGCCACGGAGUGGGGCGGGCGCCCCCAGCCGGGCCUUCUUCCCAGGGUAGCUGUUACAGCUUUAUGUUAUUCCUGCCUUUUAUCAUCAAAAUGUGAAUGAUUCUGGAGCCAGUUUACAAAGAGAAGCUGGGAAAUAACAAGGGAAAGUAAGUCCACUUCUGUGUAAGAAAGCAGAGUUUGCUAAGUGCUUCCCGCCCGGUUCUUCUGUUUUUCCCUAUAACCCUGUAGGGAGGUAGAGCAGAGGUUUGAGACUCAGAGAGUUGCCUUGGCCAAGUCGAAACUAGAACCAGGUCUCUGGUGCCUUUUUUCGUUUCCUUCAUCGUCCCAGGAGGUCCCCUCCCUUCUGGGCCUGCUUCCCUGUGGGUCUGGGGUGUGCUGUGCUGUCUCCCCAGUCACUCCUACCAAGCCCAUUGGCGCUGAUCAGGGCGGGUUUGCUGACCACACCAGGGCUCUGAGUGACCCACGGUAAAAUGAGAGUGCCGGGAAGGAAACAGGAGGUGGGAGUUAAUGCUUGUGGGCCCCUGCUAUGUCGAAAGGACUGUGCUGGCGGGUUCGUGUUGCGGGAAGGGCCGGGGGUAGGGAUACAGGGCGCCCGCGCCUCCGGCUGUGGGGUGUAUGUUCUGAGCUGACUGCCUACAGGCGGGAGGGAGACAUGUGACCACUGAGUCCUUCAUCAGCUGGUGCUCCCAGAAAUGGACAGCAGUCAGAUGAGAGGCUCUGCUUGCCCUCAUGACCUCUCUGUGUUAAGCAUUUUCAGGACACGAGAUGCCGUGCUGCUCUCCGUGAGCUGGUCGUCGAGUGUGCCUCCUGCAGCCCUUUGUGAACCUCCGGCUGUGUGGGGGCUUGGCGGUGCCCCUUGCCAAGAUGAAGUGCGUCUUAGUGGCCACAGAAGGUGCAGAGGUCCUCUUCUACUGGACAGACGAGGAGUUUGCAGAGAGUCUGCGGCUGAAGUUCGGGUUUGAGGGAGAAGAGCUUCCUGCCAUGGAGGACCAGCUCAGCACCCUCCUGGCCCCAGUCAUCAUCUCCUCCAUGACCAUGCUGGAGAAGCUCUCAGAUACAUACACGUGCUUCUCAACGGAAAAUGACAACUAUCUGUACGUCCUUCACCUGUUUGGAGAAUGCCUGUUCAUUGCCAUCAAUGGAGACCACACGGAGGGCGAGGGUGACCUGCGGCAGAAGCUGUGCGUGCUCAAGUACCUGUUCGAGGUGCACUUCGGGCUGGUCACCGUGGAUGGCCAGCUCAUCCGAAAGGAGCUGCGGCCCCCAGACCUUGAGCUGCGCAUCCAGGUGUGGGAGCAUUUCCAGAGCCUGCUGUGGACAUAUGGCCGCCUGCGGGAGCAGGAGCAGUGCUUCGCUGUGGAGGCUGUGGAGCGAUUGAUUCACCCUCAGCUCUGUGAGCUAUGCAUAGAGGCCCUGGAGCGGCAUGUCAUCCAGGCCGUGAACUCCAGCCCCGAGAGGGCCGGCGAGGAGGCCCUGCACGCCUUCCUGCUCGUACACUCCAAGCUGCUGGCCUUCUACUCCAGCCACAGUGCCAGUUCCCUGCGCCCAGCUGACCUCCUCGCCCUCAUCCUCCUGGUCCAGGAGCGCUACCCCAGCGAGACCACAGCGGAGGACGACGACCCUCAGAAGCCGUGGAGCAGCCAGAGCAUCCCCGUGCAGCAGGCCUGGGGCCCUGCUUCCACAGCCCGGGCCAGGAGGAGUUCUGCAGCAACCGAGACCGACAGCUUCUCCCUCCCUGAGGAGUACUUCACACCAGCUCCUUCCCCCAGGGAGCACAGCUCAGGUAGCACCGUCUGGCUAGAUGAGGGCACCCCACCCACCGAUGCUCCCCAGGUCCAGAUAGCUGAAGACAGCCUCCAGACGCUGGUCCGUCCCUCCCCAGUCGCUUCCGGCCCCAGAAGGAUUUUCCUAGAUGCCAACGUGAAGGAGAGCCACUGCCCCAUGGUGCCCCACACUGCCUACUGCCUGCCUCUGUGGCCGGGCAUCAACAUGGUACUCCUAACCAAGGGCCCCAGCACCCCCCUGGCCCUCGUCCUGUACCAGCUGCUGGACGGGUUUUCCCUACUGGAGAAGAAGCUGAAGGAGGGGCAGGAGGCCGGGAGCACCCUGCGGUCCCACCCCUUCAUGGGCGACCUGCGGCAGAGGAUGGACAAGUUUGUCAAGAAUCGCGGGGGGCAAGAGAUUCAGAGCACCUGGCUGGAGUUCAAGAGCAAGGCUUUCUCCAGGAGCGAACCCGGAUCAUCCUGGGAGCUGCUCCAGGCGUGUGGGAAGGUGAAGCGGCAGCUUUGUGCCAUCUACCGUCUCAGCUUCCUGACCACAGCUCCAGGCCGGGGGGGCCCCCAUCUGCCCCAGCAGCUACAGGGCCAGGUGCAGGCCGUCAUGCAAGAGAAGCUGAUGGACUGGAAGGACUUCUUGUUGGUGAAGAGUAGGAGGAACGUCACCAUGGUGUCCUACCUAGAAGACUUCCCGGGCUUGGUGCAUUUCAUCUAUGUGGACCGCACGGCCGGCCAGAUGGUGGCACCUUCCCUCAGCAGCAGUAAAAGGAUUUCGUCAGAGCUGGGCAGGGGGCCACUGGCCACCUUCAUCAGAACCAAGGUCUGGUGUCUGAUCCGGCUGGCGCGCAGAUGCCUGCAGAAGGGCUACAGCACGCUGCUGUUCCGGGAGGGCGACUUCUGCUUCUCCUACUUCCUGUGGUUCGAGAACGAGAUGGGGUACAAACUCCAGAUAAUAGAGGUGCCUGUCCUCUCGGAUGACUCGGCCUCCAUCGGCGUGCUGGGAGGAGACUACUACAGGAAGCUCCUGCGCUACUAUAGCAAGGGCCACCCCGCUGAGGCCGUCAAGUGCCACGAGCUGCUGGCCCUCCACCUGUCGGUCAUCCCCACAGACGUGCUGGUGCAGCAGGCCGGCGAGCUGGCCCGGCGCCUGUGGGAGACCUCCCGCCUCCCCUUGCUCUAGGCCAGGGCACUGCAGUCUGGCUGUGCACCCCGGCCCCCUGCAGAGCAGCCGCUAGAGAGCCUAAGAGAGCCAGGGGCCUUUCUUUAAGACAGCCCCCUGGCUCUCUUAAAGAGACCCCUGGCUCUCUUAAAGAAACCACCUAGACUAGGCUCCCCUCCAGGUACUCCAAACCCCCAAAUCCUUCUCUUUGGGGGAGGAGGGAGGCCAGGGGAGUCCCUUGGUCUCCUUAAAACAACAGUGGCUGUGAGGUUAGAACUAGGGCAUCUGCUUUCAGAGCUGCCUCUCCCUUGAUCCCCAGGAGACAGGAAGUCCCCCGGGGCUUGCGGGCGUCUGAAGAUACCUCCUUUAUGCUUUCCUUGGAGUGGAGAGAGAGCUUCCUCGGGAAGCCGUUUCCCUCCCCAGAUGCAAGGUGCUGCCUUGGCUGGGUGGGCCGCUUCCUCUCUGCAGCUCUGGGCGGGUUUCCUAUACUCUACAGCCGUUUCCCCCACAUUCAGAGGGAUAGCACCUACCUCUCGGGGUGGUUGUGAGGGCUGCCCGGCACACGGCAGGUGCUCAAUAAAUGCUGGUUGUGGUCACUGUUGUUCAAGCCAAACGUGCCUGGGCUCCUGGGCUCUUCCUGGUGCAUAGAAGUCCUGGUCCAUCCGCACCCUGCUCCAUCUCGACUCCUGCCUCAGCCCCACCUCAGAGAUCUGUGUCCCUUGGUCCUCUGGAUCCCAAGCAGAGGUUUAUAAAAACUCCCCAGCCGAUCCCUACGUGCCCUGGGUUGAGAACCACUGCCUCAGGGGGACGGCCCCUCUCCUGUCACGCAGAAGCUCCCACCGCAGGUCAGGGCACCUGAGCCGUGGGACUGGGGAGCGUCUGCCGCGGGUAGGAGAGAAGCACCGUGGCAGGAGGAGGCGCCCAGGCAGCGUUUCUGACGUGUUGACAGUAGCUGGGCCUUCCAUGUCUUCAGUCUUGAGCCAGAAUUCAUGCAGAGACUCUUUUCUGUUAAGGAGACAGCUGGUGGGGGUGAAGUGGGGGCAGAACCACACCUCACACUAAUGUCCUCAGACGUGGCAGUGAGGGACAGUCACCUGAGGUGACUGGGACCACAUGCCUCCUUAAUAUCUUGACUUUACGAAUGGAAAUUUAACAUCAGUUGUGGAAAACACAGAAGAGCACAAAGCGGGGGAAAGUAAGUCUAGAUGCCCACUGCUGCUUAGGGUACCCGCUUCUGUCACCUACUGUUGUCCCUUAAUUUUUAGUAGCUGCAUGAUGUUGACAUGUCUAGUUGAACCAAUCCCCCGAAUUUUUCAAUAUUGUAACACUGGGGCGAGCAUCCUGCAUCAGACUCCAGCAUAGUUUCGCACACAGUGUAAACCUGACGUGCGGAGGGGUGUCUCGGUCAUGAGUAGAAGGAUCCGCGGAAGGCUCUCCUGCUCAGACGCACCUUCUCUGCAUACUCUCCCAAUUUUAAGGUGCACUUCUAAUAGCGGGUUUCUAGAAUAUGGACAGAUGUCAUGGCAGUACAGAAACUCAACUCUUGGGUGCUUUUUUCCUCUAACAAGAGGAAUGGCCUGCUAGCUAAUGGGCAGAGAACAAAGGAGCUCCUAAUUCCAGGCAGUCCAAAGCAUAGCAAGAAAGUGUGUUACCUGAAAAUAUUUGCAGAUGUGAUCUUUAAUCCUUGAGGAUUCUGGGGAAAUGGGAAAGGUGCCAAAGACAAGAGCGAUGUCCAGACUGUCAAAAGAAGAAGGCAAACCCCAAACUCCCCAGCCCUUGCAGGCUCCCGCGGCAGCCUCUUCUGAAUGCAAAGUGUUUCAGGGUCUGGGAGGGAGCACUCAGCUCUCUGGGAGCACGCUGCAGUGACAGAUGUCCCCCCGGCCCCCGUAGUUUUGCUGAGGCCCUGGUCAAGGCAACCCUGUGGGGUGUAGAGCCGCUCACCUCUGCAGGCAGAAAGAUGGGGAGCUAGAGCAGAGUCUGACCAGUAUCUCAGGAUUCGCUCCCCAGCACACCCCGGACAGUAAACUCCUUAAGGAGGCGUAGGACAGUGCUGGGGAGGGGGCCCCACCAACCUGCUCACUGGCUGCAUGACCUCCGCUACCCCUUCUCCAAGCCUCCGUGCCCCUCGUCCAUGAAAUGGGAAUUCUGGGGCCUCCGUGAGCACAGCGCCUCACACGUGGGAGCCCUAGAGUGACCAGCACAGUGGCUCUCCUCUGCGGCCUGGAGGGGACCCAACUUCUGCCCGGUGAACUGGUGGCCUCCUGAGACUCUGCCCUGUGUGGACUCCAUGAGCUGCAUGUCCUCAUGGCCCGAAUCCAAGUACGGCAGCUGGACUGCAGCUUCUCCUCUCUUCCUGUUUGCUCCCUGCCCCUUCCCC
Molecule: messenger RNA, 5479 nt
Organism: Zalophus californianus (California sea lion)
Lineage: Eukaryota; Metazoa; Chordata; Mammalia; Carnivora; Otariidae
Gene: HPS1
Product: HPS1 biogenesis of lysosomal organelles complex 3 subunit 1
Exons: 20
Coding region: 1033-3123 (696 amino acids)
Biological process (GO): melanosome assembly; vesicle-mediated transport
Cellular component (GO): BLOC-3 complex
Molecular function (GO): guanyl-nucleotide exchange factor activity
Source: RefSeq, a predicted model, not a curated record